CAAUCACACACCACAGCCGCCGCAGGCGCCUACCACUCUCCGACAAAACCCCAGGCACUCGCCAAGCCAAGCCACCCUUCGCGCCGCUACAAUGCUGGCCGCCGCAGCCUCUGUCAAGCCGUCCGCGGCCGCCACGUCGAAACUGUCCUUCAAGCUGCUCCACCUCCCUCCCCUUCCCGCCGCCGCCGGACACGGCCCGCUCUCCCUCUCCCUCUCAGCGCGACCCCUGUACCGCCAGGAGCCGUUCUUGGCUGCGGCGGCGGCGCGCAACGACCGUGCCGCGUACCCCGCGCCGCCGGCGGCCACCGCGGACGGCGCGCGGCCGGUGGAGGCCGCGGUUGCGCCGGCGGCGCCCGAGGAGACAGCAAGGCGCGCCAAGAUCGGGGUCUACUUCGCGACGUGGUGGGCGCUGAACGUGAUCUUUAACAUCUACAACAAGAAGGUGCUCAACGCGUUCCCAUACCCGUGGCUCACGUCGACGCUCUCGCUCGCCGCCGGCUCCGCCAUCAUGCUCGCGUCAUGGGCCACCAGGAUCGCCCAGGCGCCCAAGACGGACCUCAAUUUCUGGAAGGUGCUGUCCCCGGUGGCGCUCGCGCACACGAUCGGGCACGUCGCCGCGACGGUGAGCAUGGCGAAGGUGACCGUGUCGUUCACGCACAUCAUCAAGAGCGGCGAACCGGCAUUCAGCGUGCUCGUCUCAAGGUUCCUCCUCGGCGAGCAUUUCCCGGCGCCGGUCUACUUCUCCCUCCUUCCGAUCAUCAGUGGAUGCGCACUCGCCGCCGUCACCGAGCUCAAUUUCAACAUGACUGGAUUCAUGGGGGCAAUGAUCUCAAACCUCGCAUUCGUCUUCCGGAACAUAUUCUCCAAGAAGGGGAUGAAGGGUAAGUCGGUCAGCGGGAUGAACUACUACGCCUGCCUCUCCAUGCUCUCCCUGGUGAUCCUCCUCCCCUUCGCCAUCGCCAUGGAGGGACCCAAGGUGUGGGCUGCAGGCUGGCAGAAAGCAGUCGCCGAGAUCGGUCCCAACUUCGUCUGGUGGGUGGCGGCGCAGAGUGUGUUCUACCACCUGUACAACCAAGUGUCCUACAUGUCGUUGGAUGAGAUCUCGCCGUUGACAUUCAGCGUCGGCAACACCAUGAAGAGGAUUUCUGUCAUUGUCGCGUCCAUCAUUGUCUUCAAAACGCCCGUCCAACCCAUCAACGCGCUCGGAGCUGCCAUCGCCAUUCUCGGAACUUUCAUCUACUCCCAAGCAAAGCAGUAAGGCCUCGACAUGGAAAUGGCCUCGUUUCACCGCAAAUACUGCGCUCGAACAACAACUUAUGACUUAUGAGCGUAUCUAAGGACCCCUUGUAUAAUAUAUUAGAUCCUCUUUCUGUAUUUUCCUUUUCUAGGCCUAGCUUCCAGUGCUCCUGAAUUCCUCAUUUCUUUGUGCUUUUAAUAUGACUAUGUUGAUGAUGUAGAGAGAGAUGGAUCCGUCUAAAUAAAAUUACCAGACUUUUGCUCUA
Phragmites australis (common reed) is the source of this 1502-nucleotide messenger RNA. RefSeq names its product glucose-6-phosphate/phosphate translocator 2, chloroplastic-like. Lineage: Eukaryota; Viridiplantae; Streptophyta; Magnoliopsida; Poales; Poaceae. Gene Ontology annotation, molecular function: phosphoglycerate transmembrane transporter activity; antiporter activity; triose-phosphate transmembrane transporter activity. The transcript has 5 exons. Gene Ontology annotation, biological process: transmembrane transport. The coding region runs from base 92 to 1258 and encodes 388 amino acids. The record is from RefSeq and is a predicted model, not a curated record. Gene Ontology annotation, cellular component: membrane; Golgi apparatus.